Messenger RNA from Sinocyclocheilus rhinocerous, 405 nucleotides. RefSeq names its product 4-hydroxybenzoate polyprenyltransferase, mitochondrial-like. NCBI's taxonomy places the organism in Eukaryota, Metazoa, Chordata, Actinopteri, Cypriniformes, Cyprinidae. The coding region runs from base 3 to 317 and encodes 104 amino acids. The transcript has 2 exons. Gene Ontology annotation, cellular component: mitochondrial inner membrane. Gene Ontology annotation, biological process: ubiquinone biosynthetic process. The record is from RefSeq and is a predicted model, not a curated record. Gene Ontology annotation, molecular function: 4-hydroxybenzoate polyprenyltransferase activity.
AUAUGGCCUCCUUUACUGGCAGGUCACAGCUGUGGCAGGAGGUUCUUCAGCCUCACUCCUGCUGGGAUUGUGAACGCAGCCCAGCGUCCGUUCAGCCGUACCUCAGAUUAAUGAGACUGGACAAACCCAUAGGAACGUGGCUGCUGUAUCUGCCUUGUAUGUGGAGUAUUGGGUUGGCAGCAGACCCGGGAUGCCUUCCUGAUCUGCGCAUGCUUGCGCUCUUCGGGGUGGGAGCUUUGCUUAUGAGAGGAGCAGGAUGCACAAUCAAUGACAUGUGGGAUAAAGACUUCGAUAAGAAGGUAAGAGUACAUACAUAGAAGUAGAUUGAUUGUUUCCUGCGUCAUGUUCUUCCUUUAGUCCCAGAAAGUCAACUUUUUGCUUCAUUGUCUGAGAACAUUCAAAGUG